This is a messenger RNA of Oikopleura dioica, 702 nucleotides long. Lineage: Eukaryota; Metazoa; Chordata; Appendicularia; Copelata; Oikopleuridae. The record is from the annotation of a GenBank genome assembly.
AUGAAAAUUUUGUCUUCCAUCCUCUUUGCUGUCAGUUCCGCAGAAGGACUUUUCAAAGCGCCGAAGAAAGAUGCCGAUGGAAACAGAAUCAAGGCGAGCCAUCCCCAGAGACGACUUCAAGCUUUGAACCAAUUUCUCUGCUCCUGGAGCCAAAGCGGCCUCCCUGAUGGAAAGAACGAUCGAUUCUGCACUAGAAUGACGAGUUUCAUCAACCAACUUGACGAAGCUUUCAACCGAGAACAAUGCAGCUUCUACGAUCCCGCUGUGAAAAACGGUGGUCCAAAUCCAGAUGAAGAAACGCGAGGAAUGGUGCUGCGCAAGAACCCGAACGCCAAAGGUCGAAGCGUCUACCGCCACCGACUUGUCAACGGGAAGCACCCCGUUCGUCGACGAAGACGAAAUGCGGAUGAGGAGGACUGCGAGGGUAUGUCCGAUCUUGCUUGCGACCGAUUGGCGAUCCAGGACUUGAGCACUUGCACUGAGGAAGACAAGGCUGAUCCAUCAUUGGCUGCUUUUUGCUCUCCAGAAGAAUUGAAGCUAAUGCGAUCCCAGAACUCUUCUGAUCGAAAAUUGAAGCGAUUGACGACUGGAAUCAAGAAAUGGUGUGACAGAUACAUCUACGACUGCCACGGCCCAAGAGUGAAAGAAACCUGCGAAACCCGUGCACGAAACAUUUUAUUAAACAACAAAUCAGACAGCUAG